UGUAUUUUUAUUGAGUGCAAUUAUUUUUAUAUAAACAAAUGAAAAAUAAUUAAUAAAACUGUAUAAACAAUUUGUAAAAAAUGUUAAAAGUAGCCCAACCUACUAGUAAUGCCUUUCACAACUUUAAAUGUGGUGAAAUCUAUUGCAUUUCACCAGCCGUUUACAAUGUUACUUGCUGUCUGUGUGCCAUCAAAAUGCAUCUGGACCAAUUUUCCAGCCACUUUCAGAUGCAACAUCUUACCCUGGCCGAAGAGAGUAUUAAUUUGGAAGAGUUGGAACGCAAGCGUAAUGCUAAAUUGGCUAAAGAUGCCAGCUUAAUGGAUAAUAUGACCAUCAAAGAAGAGGAUCCCGAAGAUGAUCCCAUUAAACAAGAGGAUGUGGAAGAGCAAGACGUUGAUGAGGAUGAUAAAAGUUUGCAGCAACUUUUGAGGGAAACAGAAAAUGCUCGAAGUAGACUUGAAACGGAACAGCAAGAUGUGCUGGAGGAGUCUGAAUGUGAUGAUUCAGAUAUAGGUGAUAAAUUAGAGGUGGAAAUAGUGGUGCGAAAACCGAAUACUAGGAAUUCGAAAAAGAACAACAAAAAUAAAAAAAGAAUAAAUUUAAAGGAAGAUGAAAAGCCAGAGUUAGAGUUAGAGAAAUUGAGUGAAUUAAGCUCCCGGGAGGUGAAAGUUAGUGAUAAUGAAGUGGUUAAGGAAUUGAAUCAAGAAGAGGAUGAAAUGAAAGAGGAAUAUGAUGGUGAUGAUGUGGAUAUGGAUAGAGAUUGGUCGUUGGAGGAUAAAAAUUCAGAAACAGAUUCUGAUCCCGACGAUAAAAAUAGCCCCAAAGAUGAGCUGCCCUUUCCUUGUCUCACCUGUAAGCGCUCGUAUCGUUCCAAGCAUAGUCUGCAAAAACACAACUACAGUGUCCAUAAUCCUAAUAAACCGGCGAAGAAGCCCAAAGAACCCAAGGCCGAACAUAAAUGUGAUCAGUGUAAUGAAGUUUUUCGUUCUGCACGGGACUUGCGCGGUCAUAAAUGGAAACACACUGGCAUUUUCUGCGAUAUUUGUGGUAAACCAUUUACACAAACCGGCAAUAUGAUGCGACACAAAAUCCGUCACACAGGCAUAAAGGCUCACAAGUGCAAGGAAUGUGAUAAAGAAUUCUUCACAGAUAAGGAAUUAAAAUCUCACAUGAUUUGUCAUACGGGCCUUAUGCCCGUUAUAUGCGAAAUAUGUGGCAAACGAUGUCGCGAUCGUGGCGUGUUAACGGCCCACAUGAGGCGUCACACUGGCGAACGGCCGGCUAAAUGUGAUGUUUGUGGUAAAAGUUUCUUUUCGUUUCACGAUCUUAAUGUGCACGCCGUAACGCACAGCAGCGAACGGCCCUUUAAGUGCGAUAUCUGCGGUUCAACAUUCCAGCGCAAAAAAGCCUUGCGUGUACACAAACUUAUACAUUCGAAGGAUCGCAAACAUGUGUGUAAAAUAUGUGGUAAAGGUUUUGCUCAAUCAGGUGGUCUUAACUCGCAUAUGCGUACGCAUGAUGCUGCUUUGGAGAAGUCCAGCAAUGAGAUAGCUCAACAGGUCGUCCUGGUGCCAGUAAUGUUGGAUAGCGCGAGCGUAACUCAGGCGGAAAGUACAACGACUAGUAAAAGCGACACAAAUGCCGAGGUUAGUAUGCCACCAGAGAGUAGUAUGUUGGGACAGUAUAUGAUCAAGAAAUCCAAAAUGAUGUUAACUAACAUAAUAAUGAAACGCACGACAGCCUUCUUAGUACUGAAAUUAACAACACCGCCGCGAAACAAUGCUCAUAAAAAUAGCUCUACGGCCUCUUUGGUAACUUCAAAAAUACCAUUUAAACUGAAGAAUAAAAUGUUAAAAGUAGCCCAACCUACUAGUAGUGCCUUUCCCAACUUUAAAUGUGGUGAAAUCUAUUGCAUUUCACCAGCCGUUUACAAUGUUAAUUGCUGUCUGUGUGCCACCAAAAUGCAUCUGGAGCAAUUUUCCAGCCACUUUCAAAUGCAACAUCUUACUUUGGCCGAGGAGAGUAUUAAUUUGGAAGAGUUGGCUAAAGAUUUCACUCAGCUAGACAAUAUAAACACCAAAGAAAAUGAACCCGUAGAGGAUCCCUUUAAACAAGAUGUGGAAGAGAAGGAUGUUGAUGAGGAUGAUACAAGUUUGCAGCAACUAGAGGUUGGGCUAGAAACGGAACAGGAAUAUGUGCUAGAAGAGUCAGAAUGUGAUGAUUUAGAUAUUGGUUAUAAAUUAGAGGUGGAGAUAUUGCUGCGACAAACAAAUUCUGGGAAUUCGAGAGAGAACUUAAAUAAUAAUAAAACAAUGCAUUUGAUGGAAGAUGAAAAGUCAGAGUUGGAGAAAUUAACAUUCCAGGAGGAGAAAGUUAGUGAUAAUGAAGUGGUUAAGGAAUUGAAUCAAGAGGAUGGUGAUGAUGUGGAUAUGGAAGUAGUUUGGUCGUUGGAGGAUAAAAAUUCAGAUACAGAUUCUAAUGCCGACAACAAAACUAGCAACAAAGAUGAUUUGCCCUUUCAUUGUCUUAUCUGUAAGCGCUCGUAUCGUUCCAAGUACAGUCUGCAAAAACACAACUACAGUGUUCAUAAUCCUAAUAAGCCGUGCAAGAAGAACAAAGAACCCAAAGCCGAACAUAAAUGCGAUCAGUGUAAUGAAGUUUUUCGUUCCGCCCGGGAUUUGCGCGCUCAUAAAUGGAAACACACUGGUAUUUUUUGUGAUAUUUGUGGUAAAAACUUUACUCAAGCCGGCAAUAUGAUAAGGCACAAAAUUCGUCAUACCGGUAUAAAGCCCUACAAGUGCAAGGAAUGCGACAAGGAAUUCUUCACCGAUAAGGAAUUAAAAUCUCACAUGAUUUGUCAUACGGGCUUUGUGUCCGUAAUAUGCGAUAUUUGCGGCAAACGUUGUCGCGAUCGUAGUGUUUUAACGGCUCACAUGAGGCGUCAUACAGGCGAACGGCCGGCUAAAUGUGAAGAUUGUGGUAAAAGUUUCUUUACGUUUCACGAUCUUAAUGUGCACGCUGUCACGCAUAGUAGUAAGCGUGCCUUUAAGUGCGACAGCUGCGAUUCAACAUUCCAGCACAAGAAAGCCUUGCGUGUGCACAAGCGUAUACAUGCGAAGGAUCACAAAUAUGUUUGUAAAAUAUGUGGCAAAGGUUAUGCUCAAGCUGGUGGUCUUAAUUCGCAUAUGCGUACGCAUGAUGCUGAUCUAGAGAAGGCCAGCAAUAAGGCAGCUGAACAGGCUGUGCAGCCGGUAGUGUGGAUAAUGUUUGGCUCGAGCGAAAUUCAGGCAGAAAGUAAAACGGCUGAUAUAAAUGAGGGGGUUAGUAUGACACCAGAGAGUUGUAUGUUGCAACAGUAUAUGGUUUAAAAGUUUAUUUACAUUCUAUACUUGUUUUUGAUCUCUAUCACUAUCUGGCAAAUGGUAAGCCGGACUAGUUGUAAGAUUUUUUGCAGCUAGUCAUUAU
This is a messenger RNA of Calliphora vicina (urban bluebottle blowfly), 3465 nucleotides long. RefSeq names its product zinc finger protein 836. The record is from RefSeq and is a predicted model, not a curated record. The transcript is spliced from 5 exons. NCBI's taxonomy places the organism in Eukaryota, Metazoa, Arthropoda, Insecta, Diptera, Calliphoridae. Gene Ontology annotation, biological process: regulation of DNA-templated transcription. Bases 81 to 3368 code for a protein of 1095 amino acids. Gene Ontology annotation, molecular function: DNA-binding transcription factor activity, RNA polymerase II-specific; RNA polymerase II cis-regulatory region sequence-specific DNA binding.